AUUGUAUAAAUCUUAAGCGGCCGCACACUGUCGACAACAUGGUGGCCUUUAGUCUGUUACGACUCUCCUCUCGGCAAGGAUGCCUUGUUCUUCGGCUAAACAAACCAGUUUCUACUGUACAAACAUUACUAAAAGCUCCAGUUGUCCGACAUAUGGGAGCUCAUAAACAUGUUAUCCCCUUACAACCAUCAAGAUUUGAGUGGCAUCGAUUCAGGAAUGAUUUCCAUUUCUAUGUCAUGCUCGGUGUCAUACCUCUUGGACUCCUCACCCUUUAUGUGAACCUCUUUAUUGGCAAUGCCGAACUUGCUGAUAUUCCUGAGGGUUAUGAACCGGAAGACUGGGAAUAUUCCAAGUCUCCCAUUUCGCAGUUCUUGUGCAGACAUCUUUAUGAUCCUAUGCAGAUGACAUAUGAAAAGAGAUUGCAUCAUCUACAAGAAAAGAAUGAGCGACGCAAACAAAAGCUUCUGGAGAGGGAAGUCCGUGAGGUGAUGGCAAGCAAACAGGAUUACAUGGGUUGGUAUUACGUUCCGGUAAGCAAAUCGUAUAUCGAUGAAGGCAAGAAGUUUACCAAAGACGUUGCAAGAGACUAUGGACUCGAAGAAUAGUCGGCAGUGGAAUUUUCUAGAAGACCAGACAUCAAAAGAAGUGUGUGCUUUUUUUUUUUUUUCUCCUUUUCAGAAAAUUGUUAGCAAUUAUAAUUUUUAUUAAAUAUAAAUAUCUUUAUCAAAA
Octopus bimaculoides (California two-spot octopus) is the source of this 729-nucleotide messenger RNA. RefSeq names its product NADH dehydrogenase [ubiquinone] 1 beta subcomplex subunit 5, mitochondrial. Gene Ontology annotation, cellular component: respiratory chain complex I. The record is from RefSeq and is a predicted model, not a curated record. NCBI's taxonomy places the organism in Eukaryota, Metazoa, Mollusca, Cephalopoda, Octopoda, Octopodidae.